CCCUCUACCGGCGGGUGCAGCUGUCGCCACUACCACUGCGGUCGCCGCAUGCAAGGGCUUCUGGGAGCCGAGCCUCGGGGUCUCGGGGAAGGGGCGCAGGUAGCCGCCAUCUUGAGCUGCGAACCUUGUCGCUACGUUCAACGCUAGGGGCGGAGUGGCGACCCUACUGUUACCUGCAGCGGACGCAGCAACCGGGAACUGGGAAGUUAAGGCAUCGGGUACUGCCACAUUAAUGGGUUCCCGAGGGAGACCGCGGUGGCGGGGGCGUGGCAGCCGGACCUAUUCCUUACUGACGCGAAGGUGCGGGGAAUACAGAUCCUCGCAGGCAGCCAGGCUGGCCUUCGGAGGGAUCCUUAAACGGCCGAGCUCAUCCUCCUGCGGCUCGGCUUCUCCGUGCCUUGAUGCAAUGGCUAGUCCAGGGAAAGAUAACUAUAGAAUGAAAAGUUACAAGAAUAAAGCCCUAAAUCCCCAAGAAAUGCGUAGACGAAGAGAAGAAGAAGGAAUACAGCUUCGAAAACAAAAAAGGGAAGAGCAGUUGUUCAAACGCAGAAAUGUCUCUUUGCCCAGAAACGAUGAGUCUAUGCUAGAAAGUCCUAUCCAGGAUCCAGAUAUCAGUUCCACUGUCCCCAUUCCAGAGGAAGAAGUUAUCACCACAGAUAUGGUUCAGAUGAUUUUUUCUAACAAUGCUGAUCAACAGCUAACAGCAACACAGAAAUUUAGAAAGCUGCUUUCCAAAGAACCUAAUCCACCAAUUGAUCAGGUUAUACAGAAACCAGGAGUUGUACAGAGAUUUGUGAAAUUUCUUGAAAGAAAUGAAAAUUGUACUUUACAGUUUGAAGCUGCAUGGGCAUUAACUAAUAUAGCAUCUGGAACUUUUCUGCAUACCAAGGUAGUGAUUGAAACUGGGGCUGUUCCAAUUUUUAUCAAACUUCUUAAUUCAGAGCAUGAAGAUGUGCAAGAGCAGGCUGUUUGGGCACUUGGUAAUAUUGCUGGUGACAAUGCAGAAUGCAGAGAUUUUGUUUUGAAUUGUGAAAUACUUCCACCUCUUUUAGAGUUAUUAACAAAUUCAAACAGACUUACAACAACCAGAAAUGCUGUAUGGGCCCUCUCAAAUUUAUGUAGAGGCAAAAACCCUCCUCCAAACUUUAGUAAGGUUUCACCUUGCUUAAAUGUCUUGUCACGAUUGUUGUUCAGCAGUGACCCAGAUGUAUUAGCAGAUGUAUGCUGGGCCCUUUCUUAUCUUUCUGAUGGACCCAAUGAUAAAAUUCAAGCAGUCAUUGAUUCUGGAGUCUGUCGAAGAUUGGUGGAACUUUUGAUGCAUAAUGAUUAUAAAGUUGUAUCGCCUGCAUUAAGAGCAGUUGGUAAUAUUGUGACUGGUGAUGAUAUUCAAACACAGGUAAUUUUGAAUUGCUCUGCAUUACCAUGUCUCUUACACUUGUUGAGUAGCCCAAAGGAAUCAAUCAGAAAAGAAGCCUGCUGGACUGUUUCUAACAUCACUGCUGGAAAUAGAGCUCAGAUUCAGGCUGUUAUAGAUGCAAAUAUUUUUCCUGUUUUGAUUGAGAUUCUUCAGAAAGCAGAGUUUCGCACCAGGAAAGAAGCAGCUUGGGCUAUAACUAAUGCAACAUCAGGAGGUACUCCAGAACAAAUAAGGUAUUUGGUAGCCUUAGGUUGCAUUAAACCACUUUGUGACCUGUUGACUGUUAUGGACUCUAAAAUAGUCCAAGUGGCUUUAAAUGGACUUGAAAAUAUUUUACGUCUUGGAGAACAAGAAUCUAAGCAGAAUGGAAUAGGCAUUAAUCCAUACUGUGCUCUCAUUGAAGAAGCAUAUGGUCUGGAUAAAAUUGAAUUUCUGCAAAGCCAUGAAAAUCAGGAAAUUUACCAAAAGGCUUUUGAUCUGAUUGAACAUUACUUUGGUGUGGAGGAAGAUGACCCCAGCAUUGUACCUCAGGUGGAUGAAAGUCAGCAACAGUUCGUAUUUCAGCAGCAGGAAGCACCAAUGGAAGGAUUUCAACUUUAACUUGAGCAGUCAUUGAAAAGUUUCACUUUCUGUGUAAUAAUAAACUUGGGUACUUGAAUGACAAAAUUAUCCUGAAGAGAUCACCUUGUUACGUGUUAAAUUUUAUUAAAUGGACUUAAUGUUUGGACACUAAAGGAUGACACUAAUGAAAAUUGCUAAGGACUCUUUAAUAUAGUUGAAAUCUGUACUAGGAAUUGUUUUUUUCAUUUUUUCAUGAUAGUUGGAGGGCCAUACUGCUGCUUGUUGUAAAUCAGUGUAUUAAGUUACAUUUGUAUCAGAUUGGUCAACAUAAUGUACAUGUUUUAUGUUUUAACAGCAAAAACCUCUUCAAACCAUAAAGCUUUUAAAAAAAGUUUCAAUAGGAAAAGUAUAUAUAUAUAUAUUUAUUUAUAGAUACAUAUGUAAAUGGUGUCUGUGUGUUAUUUUCACAGUGAUGUACUUGGUAGAGCUUUCUAAGCAGAUGUGGUACUGUUGAACUCAGUCUUUUCGUUUAUAGUUAUAUGCAGGCUAUUUACACUUCUAAUUAUAUACCUAAAGUACUUAUUUAAAAAUUAGUAUACAACUGUUUUAAGAUGGGAACUAAAGCAUUUUUGAUAUGAUUCAUAGUCUAUUCUGUAAAGAAAGAUUUCAUUUAUGAUAGCAUUUAUAAUGUUUCUGCUGGAAAUCAGAGGCAUGUUACAAGAAGAAAAUGUAUAUAGGAAUACUUUUAAAUAGUAUGACACUUUGUAAAUUAUGUAUCAUGAAACUAUGCUUUUGGCAAGACACUUAAUACCUACAGCUAUAAAAUACAGGUUUAAAUGGUGUCCAUAAUGCUGACUGUAUCUGCCAAACCCCUUUUUAUAUAUUGUUAAGUAGAGGAUUGUAUCUGUGCCCUUUUUAUUGUAGUGGAAGUUAGAAAGUUUAGUAUAACAAGUUUUUCUCUUGUGUUAUGUAUAGUCAAAAGAACAGGGUAGUUAUAUCAAAGAUUAUCAAAUUGAUGGUGAAUUUAUGAGAUAAACAUUUUUUUGUGGUACAGAUGGUUCUAAGUAUCAGGUGACAGGGUAUUCCACUCUUUCUAAUCAAUUGAACUUGAUAAUCCAGCAUAAUUCAUAAACUAACCAGCUGUGCCUGCUUUUAUUUUGAGGACCCUGUAGUCACAUUAAUAAAUAAGCCAAGUCUUUCAAACAAAAUAGUUCUUAUAGAAGGAAAAAUAAUACAUAUGUGUGUGCAUACCCACACACAUAUAAAAUGAUUUUUGAGGAGACAGUUUUUAAAUUUUGCCAGUAAAAUCUUCUAUCUCUAACACAGAAUAUGACCAUAUUUCAAGCAUCUAAAUAUAGACUCAUAUUUAAUUUUUUAGAUCUGUUAUUUGGGUAAUUAAUUUGAUUAGAUUUGAAUGCAAGAGGGAGUGAGUAUCUAUCUAAUAGUUGGGACCAGCUAUGGACAUGCUGAUGACUUCAUUGAACCAAGACUAGCAAAUACUUUGUUACUAAAAUUUUUUUUUAUAUGACUACACUUUUCAAAUAAAAUAUUUAAAAUGCUCCAAAAUGUAUUUUCAUUAAU
Molecule: messenger RNA, 3559 nt
Organism: Mustela erminea (ermine)
Lineage: Eukaryota; Metazoa; Chordata; Mammalia; Carnivora; Mustelidae
Gene: KPNA5
Product: karyopherin subunit alpha 5
Exons: 16
Coding region: 233-2017 (594 amino acids)
Biological process (GO): NLS-bearing protein import into nucleus
Cellular component (GO): nucleus; cytoplasm; nucleoplasm
Molecular function (GO): protein binding; nuclear import signal receptor activity
Source: RefSeq, a predicted model, not a curated record